Molecule: messenger RNA, 888 nt
Organism: Plenodomus lingam JN3
Lineage: Eukaryota; Fungi; Ascomycota; Dothideomycetes; Pleosporales; Leptosphaeriaceae
Source: RefSeq, a predicted model, not a curated record
AUGAUUGUGUGUGAUGUAGGAUUCGAUCGAAACGCCCAAUACGCAACGUACAUUGCCUCGCUCCUCGAGAACAAGGAGGCAGCCGACAAACUCGACUUUAGACUUCCUCCUACCUUUAUCGCCCAUGUAGUCCACAUCAUCCACGCGCUAUGGGCCCACCUCGCGCCCAUCUACACACUCUGCCACGGCGCCCAGGGCGCUCACAACACCACAACGCCAAUCCCCGCCCCCAUCUUCGCCGCCCUGCACCAGAUUGUCACGCAAGCCGGACUGCUCAGCCUGCUUAUGCGACUGGACAGACACACGGUCUACUACUUUGAGCCACUGUUCAAAGAGAACAAGUACGACCCCGACCGCAUGAAAUGCAUCAACCAUGCCGACAUGACGCAGCGGAAUCCACGUACACCCGUGGAGAAGCUGAGCAAGGCGGAGCAGGAGCGUCGUGCCAGGCUGUCAGAGGCCGAGAAGCAGCGGGCGCGCGGCGAUGAAGCUCUCACGCAAAUCACCAUCAUGAGGGGCCUGUGUGCGUAUCGGCGCGGGGGGUGGGAGACGGGGGAUAGCACGGCGGAGGUACCCAAGUUUGAAGAUGCUGCGUCUGAGAAUCAGGGGAUUAGGGUGAGGAUGCUGACGCAUGGGUGGGUGUAUUGUCGCUGGGGGAGAGCGCGGGGGUAUAGUAAGGGGAAAGUUGGGGCUAGUGGAGAUGAGAAGCUGCAUGGUGAUGCUUGGAAGGGCGGAUUUGUGGAGUUCACAGAUGUUGAGGGUGUACCGAAUUGGUUGGAGAUGGAUAGGCAAGAGAGAGGUGCGAAUGCAGCUGUUGACAAUAGGAAAGGAAAGGGAAAGGCCAUGGAGAUACAUGACGAGUCAUCAGAAGACGAAUUAUACCGCUGA